AUGCAAGGCGAAGAGAAAAGCGGUGAAUCAUAUCCGGCGGUUCCCUCGUCACAUCCCGCAGCGAUUCCAGAUGCCGAAAUUGACAGGGCUAUUGCUCUUGUCGCAACAACGAAACAAUUGAGAAACUUGCGAGACAAAAAAAUUCAUUGUCCUUACCAUUUUGUCAGCUGCUAUAAACUUUUUACCCUUUACAUAGAAACACUACCAAGUAUUAAUGAAAAUAACGUGAUUCGAAGUGACGUUUCGAUCGAACCAACACUGGUGCCAAGUACAAUUCGGGGAGCCCUAUCGGUUCCAAAAAGUCCUUUCACAACCACCGAUCACAAUCUCAACACUGGUUCCAGAUCAAACUCGGCGAACGUUAUUUAUAUAUUUCUAUACAUCGAUAAGAAAUCGAUAGAACGAUCGACAAAUUAUUACGAAAUUCGUUUUCAGAUUAAAAAGAUGACUCAAUCAAGACUAUCGAACUUGCCAAAUGAAUUAUUUCUCGAAUUUUUUUCACUACUUCGAUGUUAA
This is a messenger RNA of Adineta ricciae, 516 nucleotides long. Lineage: Eukaryota; Metazoa; Rotifera; Eurotatoria; Adinetida; Adinetidae. The record is from the annotation of a GenBank genome assembly.